GGGAUCACUUCUACUGGCGUGUGGGGAUUCUCCUGUGCGAAAAUGCCGGAUCCAGCAAAAUCUGCUCCUGCUCCUAAGAAAGGUUCUAAAAAGGCUGUCACGAAAGUGCAGAAGAAAGAUGGUAAGAAACGCAAGCGCAGCCGGAAGGAGAGCUAUUCUGUUUAUGUAUAUAAAGUGCUGAAGCAGGUUCAUCCAGACACUGGUAUUUCGUCGAAGGCCAUGGGCAUCAUGAACUCCUUCGUGAACGACAUCUUCGAGCGCAUCGCGGGCGAAGCGUCGCGCCUGGCGCAUUACAACAAGCGAUCGACUAUCACGUCCCGGGAGAUCCAGACAGCUGUGCGCCUUUUGCUGCCCGGCGAGCUAGCCAAGCAUGCCGUGUCUGAAGGUACCAAAGCGGUUACCAAAUACACCAGUUCGAAUAUUUUCAAGAUGAAGCUCCUGUUCCUGUCACUAUUCAGGAAUGAAAGUUUCCCCAAGAAUAUAAGACUUUCUUAUUCAAACUACAGUCCAAGGAGUGGUAAACAAGUAAGAUGGCAGUCCCAAGACCUCAAUAUUUCUUUUCUUUGACCAAGAACUCAUUACACAAUGGAUGAGAUAUUUCAGAUGGUUCUGCUAAAAAGAAGCAUAAGAAUCUAGAGAGUAUCACUAUCAACCAAUCCAAGGAACUUUGCUUUAGAUGGCCAAAACCAGAAACAGAGAGCAAAGUAAGAGAACUAAUAGAGCUUGAGCAGUUCUUUAGCAUUUUGCCUUGAAGGAUCCAAACCUGGAUGCUGAUCUAUUGUCCCAAGGAUGGUAAAGAGGUAAUGGCUUGGGACUGGCUGAGUAUUUUGAGAGAGCGAGAGAUUGACAGAUCAAGAUCUCAGUUGAUCUUGGGACUGAGGCAGCACAAGGCACCCAGAAGAAGGAAUUCUUGUGGCAAAAAAUGGAGGAUGCAGAUUUGUGAAAUGAAAUAAGGAACAAUUUAUCUCUGUUGUUUUACAAGAUCAAAGGCAAUAAUUUUAAAUUAUCAGAAGGUAGGGGAAAAUCCAUAUCACUCUUUUGAUAUCAGUGUUUUUAACAUUCAGGGGAACAGAAAAUACCUAAAGAUAUCAGCUUAAUUUUUUGUUGUUGUUGGCAAUGAUGUUUGAGCUUUGUGUAGGUCUUAGUUUCCAGUUAGUGGGAUUAUCAUUUUGAAAUGCGUUGAAGGAAAACUCCUUAGGCCAAGAGGGAAUGUUAAACAGAGUUCAGACACACCACAGAUAUAACCCUGGACAAAGGUUGUUCAGUGUUCUUAAUAAAAUUCCCAAUCCUAGGGAUGGGCCUUAAAUUACUUGAAUUUCUCUCUGGAGAUGUAUAUUUCCUAUAGUUUGGCAUGUCUACUUACUCAAGACCCCUAUUAUAACAUGUAGAAUAAGCAGGAGAAAGGCAUACUGAUUAACUUGUAUAUGCAUCAACCAUAAGAUUACUUCCAGCGAGGGAGCAUAUCCUUGUUUUCGUAGGCUUCUUCCUUCUCCUCCCUGCUGCAAUAUGAAAAUCAAAUGAUCUUGCUUAUAUAAGCUUCU
Molecule: messenger RNA, 1541 nt
Organism: Balaenoptera ricei (Rice's whale)
Lineage: Eukaryota; Metazoa; Chordata; Mammalia; Artiodactyla; Balaenopteridae
Product: histone H2B type 2-F-like
Exons: 2
Coding region: 43-567 (174 amino acids)
Cellular component (GO): nucleosome
Molecular function (GO): structural constituent of chromatin; DNA binding; protein heterodimerization activity
Source: RefSeq, a predicted model, not a curated record